Lachnellula hyalina is the source of this 639-nucleotide messenger RNA. It is a transcript of the gene YFH1, whose product is annotated as Frataxin-like protein, mitochondrial. Lineage: Eukaryota; Fungi; Ascomycota; Leotiomycetes; Helotiales; Lachnaceae. The record is from RefSeq and is a predicted model, not a curated record. Gene Ontology annotation, cellular component: mitochondrion. Gene Ontology annotation, molecular function: ferroxidase activity; iron chaperone activity; ferric iron binding. Bases 1 to 639 code for a protein of 212 amino acids. Gene Ontology annotation, biological process: iron incorporation into metallo-sulfur cluster; intracellular iron ion homeostasis. The transcript has 2 exons.
AUGCCUCCCACUACCCUUCUAAAGCUUGUCCGUCCUUUAGCCCAUCAAAUCGCGCCACGCACAAGCUCCUCCCUGCUCCGCACCGCAUGCCCAAAGCGCAGCUUCUACAGCACCAACCGCUCCUUGCAAACACCAAUACAAACAUCCAGGUCCUUCGGCUCCUGCAGACCUGUUCUCAAGGGCCUAUCCCCCGAAUCCGAAAACCCAACCCCCACACCAUCCGCCGAAGCAAGCUCAACGCCAGCCGCGCCGGCAAACCUUACAGCGGAGCAAUACAACGAGUUCAGCGAUGCGUAUAUGGACGCGCUAGUAGCGAAGCUUGAGGAGUUGCAGGAUGCGAGCGAGGAGAUAGAUGUGGAUUAUAGCGCAGGCGUUCUAACCCUCGUCUUCCCACCAGCCGGCACCUACGUCCUCAACAAACAGCCUCCCAAUAAACAGAUCUGGUUUUCCUCCCCCGUUAGCGGACCUAAACGCUACGACUUUGUCAUGGCUAGUGAAGGGCAGGAUGCGAAAGAGGGCACGGGUAGUGGCGAGUGGGUGUAUUUGCGGGAUGGGAGUACGUUAAAUGAGGUCCUUGCGAGCGAAAUCGGGGUUGAUAUGGACAAUGCUUAUUCGGCGAUUGGGCAUUUGGGGGAGUGA